Molecule: messenger RNA, 1521 nt
Organism: Pimephales promelas (fathead minnow)
Lineage: Eukaryota; Metazoa; Chordata; Actinopteri; Cypriniformes; Leuciscidae
Gene: chac1
Product: ChaC glutathione specific gamma-glutamylcyclotransferase 1
Biological process (GO): glutathione catabolic process
Cellular component (GO): cytoplasm
Molecular function (GO): glutathione specific gamma-glutamylcyclotransferase activity
Source: RefSeq, a predicted model, not a curated record
UCAAAGCAGUCCACGGUUCAUCAUCCGCUGAAGAGGAAAAGCAGCACGGCAACCUUGGGUUCCCGAAAACAACCAUCAAAGGGCUAUUUCUUCUGAAUAUAAUGAGUCGUGUGACUGGCUGGUUAGCGGUUUGUUAGUAAAUAGGAGGCUGGCUGGUGAGCUAGCAACAGCUUUUGUGUUUUAUUCGAAUUGAAAAGAGCCGAAGAGGCCGAGAUGGAUUUUUAAGGCAAUGAUGCGGUAACUGCACGGCAUCGGCAUGCACCAGGCACAGAAAAGCGAUUUGCGGGACUGCACCAUCACAACUGCCGAGCAGUUGGGCUCUAAUACCGUCCGUGGUAUAGCCGUGAGCCAACCGAUACCUCUCCUACUUGACAGGAGGAAGCUAACGUUAGCUAGUUAGCCUGUGGGCCCAUUCUCCUAACGUUUGCUGUUACAUCAAACCGUAACGUUACAAAUUAUACCCGUCCUAUUCUCAUACCAUAUUAAGAUGAAACCCCAAGACGUCGUCGCUGUAAAAUCCAGCUUGUGGAUCUUCGGUUACGGCUCGUUGGUUUGGAAACCAGACUUCAAGUACAAGAGGAGCAAGGUCGGUUAUAUAAAGGGGUACAAGAGACGCUUCUGGCACGGAGAUAAUUUUCAUCGUGGAGAUGAUGAAAUGCCCGGAAGAGUGGUGACGCUCAUCGAGGAGGAUGACGCAUGUACCUGGGGUGUUGCCUUCGAGGUGACUGGUUCUCAGGUCGAAGAGUCUCUCAAGUACCUGAACGUGAGGGAGUCGGUGAGAGGAGGCUACCUGACCCAGGCCUUAGAUUUCUUUCCGCAGGGCAUGAAUCAGUCACCUGUCCAGGCUCUGGUGUACAUCGCCACAGCUGACAACCCCAUUUACCUGGGUCCUGCAAGUACAGAGGAAAUAGCCGCUCAGAUCGCUGUGUGCAAGGGGAAGUCAGGCCACAACAUCGAGUACCUGCUUCGCCUUGCGGAGUUCAUGAGAGUCAGCUGCCCUGAUGUCGAUGACCCUCACCUGUUCUCUAUUGAGGCAGCUGUUCUUGCCACCAUUAGACCCAUAUUGUUAGCAUCUCAGAAACCUGUAUCUUCUAAUAAACACUAAACAUGUCACUGAAGCUAUCAGCAUCUUAGCCAAACACCAUUAAGGUCCUCCUGACAAAGUUAGCAUUGCCAUCCUUGGGGUAUAAUUGUGAUUUUAGUGGCUGUGUUCAAACAUUUACAGUAAAGGUACUGCAUUAAGGGAGCAUGGUAUUUUUGGUUGUUCUUAUUUUGAUUCUAUGGUGCGAGAUGUAUACUGUCAGUUUUCGUCAUGUGCUCUUGAAGUAUGUGGUGCUGUAGUACAAACACAUGCUUGUGACAAUGUAUUGCCAAAGUUUGUCAAGUUCUAAAGCCGUUAGCAUUUUAUUUCAAAUAUGUGGGCAUGACACCUCAAAACAUUUUAAUUUGCACUGAAGUAGAAUGCUGUAAUGCCAUUAUAAUUGUUGUCCUUUUGCACAUUAAACAUUCAACGAACCUGUA